UCUGUUCAGUCAGCUGUUUGUUUUGUAAAUAUGGCCAGCGGACUAGCGCAAAUCCCGCGACUGACGCUAGAAGUACUGCGCACUCACACUGCGCACAGUUCAGUUGCAAGUAAGAGAUUCAAGCAAGAAAGAUGUCGGACGAAGAACUCCGAGACACCGACUCUCCAAAGAAGAAGGGAAGUUUCUUCUCAAGCCUGAAGAGAAAGAAGGGUAACAAGGGUAGGAAAUACAAGUCGAUGCCCCAUCUCGUAAACUCAAGAUUAUCCACAAACGGCGACACACAACGAAGUACUGAUCGUGUGCAUUUUUCUCAAUUAGCUAAAUCAGCCUCCGACGAGCCAGGCACUCUACAAUCAUCCUCUCAAACUUUAGGUGAAGGAGGAACGGUUGUUGAAUGCAUGGCUUCAGACGUUUCUCCCGGGUCAACGGCUGGCGAAGUUGCCAAGGCCGGAAAGUGCGCCUUCUUUGCUCUCGAUAUCGAGCUAAAGGAGGGCAAGGACUUGGCCGCCCGGGAUAAAACAGAUACUUACCAUGUGGAAUUUGAACAUGAUAGACCCUACACCAAAAACAUCCAGCGACCAGGCACUAGUGACCCUUAUGUCAAAUUUAAGGCUGAUGGCCGACAAAUUUACAAAAGCCGCACAAUCUCAAAGAACUUGAACCCUCAAUGGAAUGAGAAGUUUUGUGUUCCCAUUGAGGACAUCACAGUGCCAAUGGUUCUGAAGGUGUUUGACUUUGAUCGUGUUGGAAAUGAUGAUCCAAUGGGACGUGCAACUGUGGAACUUUCGGAACUAGAAGUUGGCAAGCCGAUUGAAAUGGAGCUAGAUCUUGAAGGUGAGGAGGGAGAGAAUCUUGGCAAAGUCGCUGCAGUGUUUACCAUCACUCCAAAGAACAUUGAGGAUCGGCAAGAGAUGACUAGGCGGACCCCAAAGAGAUCUGCAUCUUCUAGUGGCAAAAAUGACCCGAAGAUCCCCUCUCAGUUGUGGGACGGCAUUGUGUCAAUCAUCCUGGUGGAAGGCAAGAAGAUGAUACCCAUGGAUGACUCAGGUUUUAGCGAUCCGUACUGCCGAUUCCGUCUUGGUAACGAGAAAUACAAAAGCAAGGCCUGCAAGGAGACGCUCAACCCGCAGUGGUCGGAGCAGUUUGACUUGAAGAUGUACCCCGACUCGCCCAUGGUACUGGAGAUCACGGUCUACGACAGGGACAUCAGGAAGGACGAAUUUAUGGGCAGGUGUCAGAUUGACUUGAACCAGCUGGAGCGCGAGAAAUCGCACAAGAUCGAGGCUGAGCUCGAGGACGGGGCGGGGAUCAUCGUAAUGCACCUGUCAAUCACAGGUCUGGACGCCAAGGGGUGCGAGUCGGACCUGGAUGCGUACAAGGAGGUGCCAGGGCGCAGACAAGAGAUUGUGAAAAGCUUUGGGCUGAAGAACACGGGGAAGAAGAUCAAGGAGGUCGGCUGGCUACAGGUCAAGCUUCAUCGGGCCGUCGGGCUGGCGUCAGCAGAUCUCGGAGGGGCGUCGGAUCCGUUCGCCGUGAUCGAAGUGAAUAAUCAGCGAUUGGUGACCAACACAAUUUACAAGACGCUCAACCCGAACUGGAACAAGAUCUACGAAAUGCCUGUGUGGGAUAUUCAUGAUGUGCUGGACAUCACUGUGUUUGAUGAAGACAAGCGAGGUGCCCCAGAAUUCCUCGGGCGUGUUGUGAUCCCUCUGCUGCACAUCACUCCCUGUGAGAAGCGCCUGUACCAGCUGAAGAACAAGUCUCUUGAGGGUCGGGCAAAAGGUCACCUGAUCUUGACUCUUGAUGUCAUCUUUAACCCAAUCAGAGCCGCCGUCAGGACUGUGAAUCCACGUGACCCCAAAAUCAUGGCUCAGCCAGUCAAGUUCAAGAGACAGCUGUUGCAGCGUAACAUUGACCGCGUGAACAAACUAGUGGCGAGUUUCGUGUCGGCUGGUGCAUUCAUUCAGUCCCUCUUCACCUGGCAGUACAAGUUCAGGAGUGGUUUUGCUUUUAUGAUCUACAUCAUGUUGUGCUUGAAUUUCGACUUCUACAUAAUUCCUCUGACCUUGCUGCUGAGUUUCCUGAAACAAUACGUGAUGUGCAUGCUGCUGGCUGACCGUAACCUGAACCCCGAGGAGUCAGAAGGCCCGGAAGAUGAUGAUGAUGACAUGGAUGAUGACGACGACGCACCGGAAAAGGGCAAGAAGGGGGAGAAAGGGAAAAGUUUCAAGGAGAAAAUGGCGGCCAUCACGAACAUUUGCUCUACUGUCCAGAAUGCUUUAGAUGAGGCUGCUUCUAUGGGUGAACGAUUCAAAAACACGUUCAACUGGACUGUCCCGUUUUGUUCCUACCUGGUCUGCGCCAUCUUCACCAUUGGCACUGUCGUUCUCUACCUCGUCCCCCUCAAGUUCCUCUUGCUAGCGUUCGGCAUCAACAAGUUCACCAAGAAGAUCCGUAAACCCAACGCCGUGGACAACAACGAGCUGCUCGACUUCCUCUCGCGUAUCCCCUCAGACGUACAAGUGAAAGAGCAAAAGCUGCUCAAGACCGAUCCCGCCCUACGACUCAAGAGAAUUGAUGGUUGAGAAUCACUGUCCCAUCCCACUAUUUUUUAUUAUCAAGCUUAGCAGAAGAGCUAUACCAUAAGCCCACGCGCCCUCGCAGAGACAGAGAGUCUACGAAGAACUGCUGGAAUGGAUGACAUAAUUUCCGGUCCAGUUGGUGGAAUGAAUGACGUCAUUUCCAGCACAAAAGUAUACGCCAUAAAAGAACAGUGUUAAGAAUUAGAAACUGUUGAGCAGAAAUUGAAUUUUAAACCCAAACUUUGAAAAUAGAGGGUCUGUUAUUAAUUAUCGUCCGAAUUUCAAAAUUUCUAAAAAAGAUUUGCUGUACGAUAAUAUUGUUAAUAAUAUUUAGAUAUGAUAUUUAUUAUGUACAUAGUUAUCGGGGCUAGCUCUGUGGAAAAAAGAUUAAUAAUUAAAAAUAUAGCUAGGUGCACAUUCAAAUUUUUAAUAACUCGUUAGUAUUUUGUUCUAUUUACAUGCCAUGGUUUAUUUAUUACCGUCCAAAGUCCAUGCCCACGCGAUUGACAUGAGCUUAACACGUGCUUCACGAGUGCUUGAUAGAUAGUCAUGUGAUAUGGGACUGCAGAGUACAAGUGAUCUAUCUGAACAGCGGAGUGAAUCAGUAUCUGCCAACAAUGACAGUGUAAGGGGGGACGUGAAGGGAGGCUAAAGUCUCCUGUCCUCUCUCUCCCUGCGGUACCAUGUAACGGAGCAGCAUCGAACAAAACCCACGGAAUAUUUUGCGCUUACAGAUUAUUUGAAUUAUAAGUACUUUUAUCUAGUAAUAAACCUGCACCAGUUGCUACUUAGAUUGCAACGAAUAAUAAAAACAUCUUUUAAUUAAA
Nematostella vectensis (starlet sea anemone) is the source of this 3409-nucleotide messenger RNA. RefSeq names its product multiple C2 and transmembrane domain-containing protein 1. The coding region runs from base 132 to 2585 and encodes 817 amino acids. Gene Ontology annotation, molecular function: calcium ion binding. The record is from RefSeq and is a predicted model, not a curated record. Lineage: Eukaryota; Metazoa; Cnidaria; Anthozoa; Actiniaria; Edwardsiidae. The transcript has 16 exons.